UGUUUAUUGAACUCCAAUCAACCUCGGUGUGUGAAAACUAUCAGUACAGCCCGAAAAAAAGGACGCGGGGGUGUUCGAGUACGUGUCUUAGCGUAUAAGCAUUUGCCUGCACAUUUACCUUUCCCAACAAAUUUGUUAUUAACAAGUUGCAACUCGGGUUUUUGCAGUGAUUUACAGAACCUCACGAUUCCAACUUUUGUUGUGUUCGAAACAAUUUGCUUACAGUGCAUUUUUGUUCAAAUCUUCAUGUUUAAAUCGUGCAAACCGUGUGCGGCAACUAUACCAUCUUCAACUAGCUCUCCUAUCAAACUUGCAACUAUCAUCUCGUAUUCUAUUAGUUUUGAAACAAACAACCGUGUGCGAUUUCAACUUAUCACCGCUUUAUGCCGUCAAUCUAGUGUUUCAAAUUAACACCGUUUUCUAACUACAAGUAACAUCAGCAGUAUUGACCCAUUUUCGUACACAACAACAACAACUAAGGAUACUAAUAAUGGAUACGGUUUGGGCUACAUUUGUGUUAUUCAGUAUCGUCAUCAUUUAUGGACAAACGUAUGGACAAUCAACAGUCAAUGUUCAGCUCGUAUUAAGAAAAUACGUGGAAAGGGGAAGUGCGGUGGCACUGUAUUGUGAAAACGACGUAUUACCCGAUAUUUUGUACAAAGUAACCUUUCUUAAAGAAGACAACAAAAUAUUUGAAUAUAUUAAAGGACGUAGCCCACCAUAUCGAAAUUUUAGCAUACCAGGAGCUGAAAUUGAUUGGAAAAAGGUUACUCCAUCAACACUGACUCUGAAGAAUCUAGACUACGACGCAUCAGGCUCGUACUAUUGCGAAGUAUCAACUGAUACGCCGAUCUUCACCAAGGCAUCAAACGAUGAAGUAUUGCACGUCAUGCUGCCACAGAAGGGACCACCAACGAUUGAAUUUGCAAAAAAACAGCUGUAUUAUGGUGAUAUGCUUAUUGCAAAUUGUACAACAUCACGAGCUCGUCCAUCUCCUCACAUUACGUGGUUGAUCAAUGGCAAACCGGUUGAUGAUGCUCAUGUUAGGCAGUUACAUCACAAUUCUAAAAAUAGUCACCGGUCGAAAGUUCAACAUGGCCUCGGACAACAAAUUCCUGUUUACCACGGGAAGGUUAUCGGUUCUGGAAUCAGUUCUUCUGGGAGUAGUAGUUUAAAGGAACUCAAGCAACGCACUAAAGCGGUUGAGACGGAUUUCCAAGAUAAACUAUCGAAAUCUACUAUCCCGAUGGGGAUGGGUGCAGGCGUAAACAGUGGUAUCGAAGGAUAUUCUAGAAGCUUCGAGAUACAGCCUAAUAUAGCGUUCAACAAUUUCGAUGGUGGCUACAACUAUGGCGUUAAGAUGCAUCAUCCUGGCCGGGAAAGAAAUGGAGGAAAUACAAUUGGAUUAUUAACUGGAGCUUUUGGAGGUUCUGCGUACGGGACUUUUGGUGGUAUGGCCGGGCUUGGAUCGCUAGGUACUGGGCCUGGACUUGGCGCAGCUGACAUAAUUGUAGAGGAGGGUAAUAAAAAGAUUUGGCAGCGAAAUGACUACAACUACAAUAACAACAACCACUACGACAAUAAGCAGCUACAAGAGCAACAGCAACACUAUGACAAUGGAUAUAGGAAACAUCGUCCAAUGUAUGAUCACAAAUACCGACGACAUGUCAAUGAGGGCGAAACACGUAAAAGUCACAGAGUUUUUGCCUCAUACAGUCAACUAUCUAUCCGCAUAACAGAGGCUUUAACUAACAAUGUGGGUCGGAUAGAAAUCACCUGUUUAGCAACAAUUCCAGCACACGUGGAGCCGGGGGAGCAGUAUGCUGACUAUAAGACCUCGCUAAUUAAACUUGACAUCGAACAAAACGAUCAAACAUCACCACAACCAUCAAUGAGUGGUAUGGCUGCUUUCGGUAAUUCUGGAGCGACGAAAAACAGUUUAUUUUCGGUUCCAUUCCGCAUCCAUUUAGUAGUUGCUGUAGGCAGCGUUCUGUUAGUCCUAUGCAUUGCUAAUUGUUGCAUAACUGCACUGUUUGUGUAAACCUCUCCAUUUAAUUAAUAUAACCAUGUAUGAGUGAUCGAACCCGUGAAAGUUGAUAUGAUUAUAUUCUGUGUUUAUUUUUCACGAUACGAUUCAAGUGUCUAAUUUUUGCUCGUUUGAAGCGAAGUGAAAAAAAAAACAAUAUCGUGUGUUAAACAAGCACGACACAUGUGUUAAGUAAUGUAAAAAAAAAAAAUGCGACUGAAAACUAACAAAAACUGGCCGCUAGAAGCAUAUUCAUACGGUUCAUUUUCUUCGGUUUUACAUGUGCAAUGCUCUUUUCAACACUUUUCCGAAAAGAAACAAAUUGCAGUAACAUUGCUAUUUCCUUGUAAAAUACGCAACGUUCGGAUCGAACAAAUGAGGCUGUGAGAUGCUCCCAAAACCAAAUAAAAAUGUGAAGCAGUGCAAGUUGAUAACAGUGUAGACCAUUGAAAGGAAUGCGAUAAUAUGGAAAUGUUCUAUCAACCAUCAGCCAAUGAGCGUUUGAAAAAGAAUCACAAUGAACAACGAACAGAAUUGCGCACGCAGGAGUUAAUCGCAGUAUGUAACACAUUUUCAUAUUCAAGAGUAUCUUGAUGCUGCCUUCAGACAUUUGUUGAUGGUGGAAAACUUUUUUCACCAAACAUAUUUAUUUAUAUCUCUUACAUGUUCUGUACAUCGAUUCACACUUAACGCAGCAACAAACAAACUGAAUUGAAUCCCAUGUGUCACAAUAAAUGUAAUGUACGUUCUUUUGAAUGCGAAUACGUUUGUAUUAGAAAGGAUGUUAGGACAUUACUGAAAGCUCCGGUGAACGUCAGCCAGCAGAUAACUAAGGUUCCAGGUGGAGGUUAAAUGUGGCACCAAGGCGUUGAAUGUUGUUUUCCGCAUUAUUUCCGUGGUGUGGACGUAUCAGACGAUGAAUUUGAGCUGAAUCUUUCAGUGGAUGGAAUACCCAUUUAUAACCGUAGCGCUAUACAGAUGUGGCCUAUACUGAUGCAGUUGCACAAUAUGCCGAAUGUUCCUGUUAUGGUGGUAGGGAUAUUUUGCGGCACUUCAAAACCAUCCGAUGUUGAGCCUUUCCUGAGACCUUUAGUGGAGGAACUUAAUAGGCUACAUGAUAACAAAAUGACCCUGAAUGGCAAAAAAAUAUCUGUUUCGGUUAGAGUUAUUAUCGCUGACUCGCCUGCACGUGCAUUUAUUAAACAGGUUUGCUACUACAACGGAGUAAACGGGUGCUUAAAGUGUAAAUGCUGUGAAACUUCCCUAAAAACUCCAAAAAAAGUUAUUUUCGAGGAUACAAAAGCACCACCAAGAACAGAUAAGGAAUUUCGAGAUGAAAACCCCAGUUUUACAGGCCAUCGGAGAGGUAAAACACCUCUUACGGAUUUAAAACGAUUCGACAUGAUAAAAUGUAUAGCUACUAGUGAUUUGCUACAUUUAAUACAAUUAGGUAUAGUUUUCAAACUUCUGCUAGGUUGGGUCGAAGGAGCUUUUGCUCCUUUUAAAAAAUGGUGCAAAGAAGAUGUUAUUGAAACAUCAGAAAAGCUUAUCAGCAUAUUAUUGCCCUCAGAAAUCCAUAGAAAGUUUAGGUCCCUGAAUUAUUUGCACUUUUGGAAAGCUACAGAAUUUGGUAGUUUUUUGCAUUACGCAGGUAUAGUUGUUUUGCAAGAUAGAAUAGGAAAACUAGCAUAUGAACAUUUUAAAUUAUUGUAUUGCGCUAUAACUAUAUUAUCGUCUCGGGCAUUUAAGGAUCAGUGGGAAUAUGCAGGAACAUUAUUGAAGCAAUUUGUAGAGGAUUACAGUGUUGUUUAUGACCGUGUACAUCUUGUUAGUAACGUUCAUCUUUUGCUUCAUGUAUACGAAGAGGUAAACAGAUUAAGCCCUUUGAUAACUUUUUCGACGUAUGCUUGUGAAAAUAUGCUACAGAUAAUUAAACGUAACAUCUGGUUAUAGAAGUUUACAUCAAGCUAUAGGAAAAAUUAUAUUAUUGCGAGAUAUAAAAACUGCUAGUUACCAGGAAAGUAUAACGUAUCCGAAACUUAAAGUAAAAAAGGAUGAAACAUUUUAACAGGUUAGACAGGGGUUUUUGUUACGGAAACAGUUUAGGGAUUGUUGGUUUUUAACUAAAAAGAAUAUUAUAGUCAAAUACGAUAAAGCCAGCCGAUAACCACCCUGUGCCUGUACCGCUGUACCAAGACAGCUCGCAAUGACAGUUGUACUGUGCUUGUAGAGGUGUGUGUGCGGUGCAGGACACGUUCGACAGAUCGUUCUACGAGGAGAGAUCGUUGACCGUCCGGACAGAGCAGACCACCUUUUUAACGUGUCAUAGUGUUUGUCAUAAUUUGUAUUAAUAAAUAAUACAUAAUAAAUUAAUAAUAAGCAAUAAAUUUAAUAAAUAAGCAAUAGUACUAAAGAACACAAAAGGUUAAAUAGGCUAAAUAGGUUAAUUAGGUUAAGUAGGUUAAGUAGGUUAAGUAGGUUAAAUAGGUUAAGUAGGUUAAGUAGGUUAAAUAGGCUAAGUAGUUGUGCCUAAGUAGUUCGUCAUCUUCCCACCAUUUACUUAGCCACAUAUUCAAUUCAAUUUAGAAGGAUGAAAGCUAGAUUUUUUUUAAAUUCAGGUGAUCUUUGCCAUAUCGAAGCUUUAGUUUAAAAAAAUCUUCCACGUCUUUUUCAGUGGCCUGUUGGAAGGAAUUGCUACCUAUGGCUCUAAACAGUUCUAAUAUGUUCGAACCUCACGUUCUGUGCAGGCGACAUCAGCUGGCUUGCGAGUUGAACUUUCCUCUUCACUGGAUUGUUUUAGAAACGAGAUAGCUUUGAUGAAACAGGAAUCAGCAUCAUCAAUUCGUUCCGUGAACGAUUUCAUCGACUCACUUACUGCUUCUCACUCAAUGGAACGCAACUACUCACAGGCUCCACUACUCACAACGCUUGAUGAAGUUAAGCAUGGCAUCAAGGGGCUUGAUCUCAUGCACCGUGAGUUUCUCACUUCGUUCAACUCACUAAUGAACAAGCUCAACUCUCAUCUUGCCACGCAUACUACUAUAUCGAGUGCUCACCAUUCCGCGGUUCCUGCUACGCACUCAACGACCACGAAUCCAGUUGCGGCCUCUAAGCUCACCCAUCAAGCUGUUGGUGAGAAUCCUUCCAAACGUCGAUUGAUGGAUCGUUCUCCCGACCCGUCGCCUACCAAUACCGUUACACGUGCUAUGCUGUCAUCGGGUACAGGGUUGUCCUGCAAUAAUAUUACGACCGUUCCUGAACGCCCACCCCGUACUUGGGUCUUUAUCUCCCGUAUUGCUCCUGAUACUCCGAUUGAAGCGAUCCGUGAAAUGGCCUGUUCCAACAUAGGGACAGACGACAUCUUGGUAUACAGCCUUGUACGACGCGACCGGGAUCUUUCUACGCUCUCCUACGUAUCUUUUAAAAUUGGUGUACCGGAUUCGCACCGGGCUAUUGCUUUGGCUGCUUCAACCUGGCCUCGCGGGAUCUCU
Anopheles arabiensis is the source of this 5517-nucleotide messenger RNA. RefSeq lists its product as uncharacterized. The transcript is spliced from 15 exons. The record is from RefSeq and is a predicted model, not a curated record. Lineage: Eukaryota; Metazoa; Arthropoda; Insecta; Diptera; Culicidae. The coding region runs from base 491 to 2041 and encodes 516 amino acids.